AGAUAUUCUUAGGAGUAGUAAUGCAACUCCAAAACGAAUGUCAGAUUGUAUCUUUUAUCGAAACCUUUGGUGGGAUAAGGGAGAAUUUAGCGAAGGAGCAAAGUGGGAAGAAGUAACGAAAGUCUCUUUUCCUACUUGUUUGACAUUGAUAUUUGUUUUAGCUAUAAAUUGUUAUUCAUAUAUAAGAUUACCUUAUGUGCUUGCUACAGGCAUCGCCAUUGAGGAAUAUGAAAAAUGUACAAAAGAGUUUAAAAUUCACGGAUGUUGGGAGUGGUCAGACGGAAAAAUCUUAAUCUAUGAGUUUCCUUCUAUGCCACACGAAGUUAAAAUCAGUGCAAUUGUUAAGCAAAUAAAUAAAAAAUGCGGUAAUGCUGAUAGAACUGGUGCCGAGAUUUAUGGUUUUGGUUCUACUAAAACACGUGAUAGAAACCAUGGAAAAGAAGUUGAUGCUUCGUUUCGUCCAAAAAAACCGGCUGUAACUGCACCAAAUGGGAGCAAUGGAGAUGUAAUUUCUGUUCUUUUUAUUGGUUAUGAACUUUUUAAAGCUA
This is a messenger RNA of Funneliformis geosporum, 548 nucleotides long. NCBI's taxonomy places the organism in Eukaryota, Fungi, Glomeromycota, Glomeromycetes, Glomerales, Glomeraceae. The record is from the annotation of a GenBank genome assembly.